ACAUAUUUAACUAAAACUAAAUACGAUGAAUUAAUAUCUGAAGUAAAAAAACUUAAACUGAAAUCAAGAGGCCAUAAACUUUUGAAAAAAUAUGAUGUAAUAACAGUAUCUGACGUGGAAAAAUUAAUUGUUCCAGUGAGUAAAGGUAAUGAUUUUAAGUACUAUGUUUUUAAUGAAGAAUUAUUUAAUGUUAUUCAUGAUACUCAUUUAAUUAUCGGUCAUGGUGGACGAAACCGUAUGGAAUAUGAGCUUAAUAAAAAAUAUAAAAAUAUUACAAGAGAAUCGAUUAUGUUAUAUUUAAAUCUAUGCAUAUCUUGUCAAAAAAAAGGCAGUACUGCAAAGAAAGGUCUUGUUGUAAAACCAAUCAUCUCAAAUGAAUUAAAUUCUAGAUGUCAAAUUGAUCUUAUAGAUAUGCAAGCACAACCUGACGGAAACUAUAAAUUUAUUUUAGUGUAUCAGGACCAUCUAACAAAAUUUGUUUUGCUUCACCCAUUAACGCAUAAACGUGCCGAAGAAGUGGCUUAUGUACUUCUUGAUAUUUUUACAACAUUUGGCGCACCAGCGAUUCUACAAAGUGACAAUGGCCGAGAAUUCGUAAAUAAAAUAAUAAACGAAUUAUGUAAUAUGUGGGAAGAUUUAAAAAUUGUACACGGAAAACCAAGACAUUCGCAAAGUCAAGGGUCCGUCGAAAGGGCCAAUCAAGAUGUGGAAAACAUACUUGCCACUUGGUUACAAGACAAUAAAACAAAGAAAUGGAGUGAAGGACUAAAAUUUGUUCAAUUUAUGAAAAAUCGAUCAUUACAUCAUGGAAUAAAAUGCAGUCCAUAUGAAGCAAUGUUUGGAUGUAGCGCUAAAAUUGGAUUAAAAUCAUCGGCACUUCCAAUAUUAAUAAUUAAUAAUUUAAAAACUGGAGAAGAUUUAGAGGAGGCUAUUACAUCAUUUACAUCCAUGAAUACUGGAGAUCAUUGUGAAGUUGAUGAAACAUUAAUUGAAGAAAAAAUAGAUAAUAGAAUAAAUAAAAUAAUUACUGUAAGAACAGAGUCAGUCGUAAAUUUAAAAAUUCAAGCUAAUCGAAUGAAAGAAGAAUCCGAAAAAAGAUUUUGUGAUGCAAAAGUGGGUGAAACCGUCAAAAUCAAAAUACCUGAUGUAGACAGAGCUCGCAGCGACCUUCGUUGUAUUCUUGGAGUUAUCCUAGCAGUUCAUGACAAUAACUAUAAGAUAGGAACCACCGAAGGAAAGUUGGAACACACAUAA
Messenger RNA from Melanaphis sacchari, 1254 nucleotides. RefSeq names its product KRAB-A domain-containing protein 2-like. The annotation marks the transcript as partial. The transcript has 2 exons. The record is from RefSeq and is a predicted model, not a curated record. Gene Ontology annotation, molecular function: nucleic acid binding. NCBI's taxonomy places the organism in Eukaryota, Metazoa, Arthropoda, Insecta, Hemiptera, Aphididae. Gene Ontology annotation, biological process: DNA integration.